AUGACCAGUCCUGAUCAAAUCGCAGCUCAGAUACUGAGUACUAAAUCCCUCUCAGUUGCCCAACCCUGGCUCAAUGCCUUCCUAUCAUCCUCCAGCACAGCACAACGCAAUAUCCCCGCCUCUGCCCUCGCAAAGACUGCUAUAUUCCGUCUUCUCGCCUCUGAUAUCAAAGAAUCACUCUCCAAACACAGAUCAUGCGUACUACCAGUCGACAUCCAUGACCCGAAAGUCCAAGAGCGACGGCUGCAAGGCUCAAUCCCCGUGCAAGUGCUAGACAUCGAAGACAUCGGCACGAGUCUAUGGAGCCAGAUUGAAGCGAUUGAACGUGUUGAGCGUGGCGAGGCGAUCCGCGGCCGUGAGAUUGUGCGCACAAUAGCUGUUGGCGAGGACGCCGAGGCGACGGAGAACAAUCGCGCGAACGGUGCUGCGAGUGCGUCCGGGAACAGUGGGUAUGGGCCGCACCGGCUGAUUCUUCAGGAUGCAGCGGGAACUAUGGCUGUCGGUGUGGAAAUGCAGCGUAUUGAUGGAAUAGCAUUGGAGAAACUUGCUAUUGGGGCGAAGCUCUUGCUCCGUAAUCCGUCUGUUGCCAGGGGUAUGGUGCUGCUUUCUCCGGGGUCUGUUACUUUGCUCGGGGGCAAGAUUGAGGCUUUGGAUAAACCGUGGAGGGAGGGUAGGAAAGCCAGGUUACUAGAGAAGACUGCAGGCAUUGAGAGAGAAUGA
Penicillium samsonianum is the source of this 720-nucleotide messenger RNA. Its product is annotated as OB fold domain-containing protein. Lineage: Eukaryota; Fungi; Ascomycota; Eurotiomycetes; Eurotiales; Aspergillaceae. The record is from RefSeq and is a predicted model, not a curated record. Gene Ontology annotation, cellular component: nuclear body; RecQ family helicase-topoisomerase III complex. Bases 1 to 720 code for a protein of 239 amino acids. Gene Ontology annotation, biological process: resolution of meiotic recombination intermediates; double-strand break repair via homologous recombination. The transcript has a single exon.